GGAGCGCUACAGCUACAAUAGAGGGAGUGGGCGCCAAGUAAACUUCCGAUCAUAUGGCCUUGCAAAACUACAGCUUACUUAAUAUUUCCUAUCUGAAACAAGUUAUCACAGAAACAUUGUUUAUGCCUGGAUCGUUUAUUUACUAACAGAAGCAAGCCCCUGGCAGGAAGGUCUGCCGACAUGUUUGUGGCUCGUAGUAUUGCAGCCGAUCACAAGGAUCUCAUCCACGAUGUAUCCUUUGAUUUCCAUGGGAGGCGGAUGGCGACGUGCUCCAGUGACCAAAGUGUUAAGGUCUGGGAUAAGAGUGAGAGCGGGGAGUGGCACUGUACUGCCAGUUGGAAGACACACAGUGGUUCAGUUUGGCGGGUGACAUGGGCACAUCCUGAAUUCGGACAGGUUUUAGCAUCAUGCUCUUUUGACAGAACAGCGGCUGUUUGGGAGGAGAUAGUAGGGGAAUCAAAUGACAAGUUGAGAGGACAGAGCCACUGGGUAAAAAGAACCACCCUUGUGGAUAGCAGAACAUCUGUUACAGAUGUGAAAUUUGCUCCAAAACACAUGGGUCUUAUGCUUGCCACUUGCUCUGCUGAUGGUGUUGUAAGGAUCUAUGAGGCCCCAGAUGUCAUGAAUCUUAGUCAGUGGUCAUUGCAGCAUGAAAUCUCUUGUAAACUCAGCUGCAGUUGUAUUUCAUGGAACCCUUCAAGCUCUCAUGCACACUCCCCCAUGAUCGCUGUUGGAAGCGAUGAUAGUGGACAAAAUGUUUCUGGCAAAGUUCAAAUAUUUGAAUAUAAUGAAAAUACCAGAAAAUACGGUAAAGCAGAGACUCUUGUAACAGUUACAGAUGCUGUGCAUGAUAUUUCAUUUGCUCCAAAUCUAGGAAGGUCCUUCCAUAUUCUAGCAGUGGCAACAAAAGAUGUUAAAAUCUUCACACUAAAACCCCUUAGGAAAGAUGUUGGUUCCUCAGGAGGACCAACGAAGUUUGACAUACAAACAGUCGCUCAGUUUGAUAAUCACAACUCCCAGGUGUGGCGAGUCAGUUGGAAUAUCACUGGUACAGUUCUGGCAUCUUCUGGUGAUGAUGGCUGUGUCCGACUUUGGAAAGCAAAUUACAUGGACAACUGGAAGUGCAUAGGCAUCUUGAAAGGUGAUGGAAGUCCUGCUAAUAACAGCUCUGGUCAACAGGGAGGAAUUAUUAUGCCAUCCAAUCAGAAUGUACAGAGUUCUGUUAAUGGAGCAUCUGCUGGAAGCAGAAGGAGAGCACAGCUGAUACCAAGCUAACUGGAGUAACUUUGCUGUUUUGCUGCUUGUUGCAUGCACACAGGAAUGGAAAGUGAACUGUUUUCCCCUUCCCCAGCGUCGUUGAGCCUCUCCCAAGACACCAGCAUCCUGCUUAUUGUCACUAAUUAUAAUUCUUUGAAAGAUCUAUAUAAAUAUGCAAAUAUAUUUAUAUGAUAUUCAUAAUAUGCAUUGCAAUAUGUGUAUACUUUUUUGUAAUAGUCAGCAGUUUAAUGGCAUCUGGUAUUGAAGGGAAGAUGACCUUUGAAGAGCGGAAUCUUUUACUUAAAUUAUACUCCAAAAUGCAGAACUUGUACUGUGUAACUAAAAGGUGUAACAACCUUGUAUCUUUUUUUUUUUUUUUUUGUCUGGGUGAUAUAAACUUGAGGUGCAGGCACAAGUUACUGGUGGUCAGUAGACUGAUCAGGGAGUGGUCAGUGGUGGAAAUGACUACUUUGGGUAGCCUGUCCCUUCUUGAGAGGGUGUCCUCUUUCCUUUUUGUCUGUAGUUGCAUUUUGCAAAUUGAUUGAUUAGUAAUAACACUUUGGAGGGCACAGUGUGUUUCACAGUUUGCUCUUGCUUUAUAAUUAUUCUUUAACAUGAAUUACAUCUUCAUGCCUUCAAUCCCCACCAGUUUUUGUACUGAAAAGUGAGCUUUUAAUGUUUACUGCCUUGCCCUGGUUUUGUAUCAGUUUGAGUACAUGUUCUGCAGUUUAGCAUCUGAAGCCCUGUGUUUUUUUUUUUUUGGUGGAGUGUUUUAAAUUACCAUUGAAAUGAUUAUUACUUACAGAGUCUAUCUGACAUUAAUAGUACCAGGCUUUUCUUGUUACAGAAAUAAUCACUGACAGUAUAGCUUCUUGAAGUUAGUAAUACCAGGCUUUUCUUGUUA
Molecule: messenger RNA, 2161 nt
Organism: Protopterus annectens (West African lungfish)
Lineage: Eukaryota; Metazoa; Chordata; Ceratodontiformes; Protopteridae
Gene: SEH1L
Product: SEH1 like nucleoporin
Exons: 9
Coding region: 181-1275 (364 amino acids)
Biological process (GO): positive regulation of TORC1 signaling; cellular response to amino acid starvation
Cellular component (GO): Seh1-associated complex; nuclear pore outer ring
Molecular function (GO): structural molecule activity; protein binding
Source: RefSeq, a predicted model, not a curated record